GUUAUCAUGUUGGAAUACUGCCCUGCGCCCAGUUUUCGAAGGGAGGGGAUCAUGCUCUGCUUCAGUAUGUCACAGUACAUGUUAGCAUACAUGGUCCCCUCAACGAACUGUAGCUCCCCAGUGCCGGCAGCACUCAUGCAGCCCCAGACCAAGACACUCCCACCAUCAUGCUUGACUCAAUGCUGGCAGCACUCAUACAUCUAUUUCCCAAAGACAACCUCUGGACAUGACGUCGAGCACGUGCACUCUGUAUGGUCUUGGCCACCAUGCUGCAGCUCAGUUUCAGGGUCUUGGCAAUCUUCUUAUAGCCUAGGUCAUCUUUAUGUAGAGCAACAAUUCUUUUUUUCAGAUCCUCAGAAAAUACUUGAAAAUGCCAUGAGGUGCCAUGUUGAACUUCCAGUGACCAGUAUGAGAGAGUGAGAGAGAUAACACGAAAUUUAACACACCUGCUCCCCAUUCACACCUGAGACCUUGUAACACUAACGAGUCACAUGACAC
This is a messenger RNA of Staurois parvus, 498 nucleotides long. The record is from the annotation of a GenBank genome assembly. Lineage: Eukaryota; Metazoa; Chordata; Amphibia; Anura; Ranidae.